AUCGUAUUCAUGCAUUUUGCCCUCCGCGUCGGCAGGGGGCGCUGGAGCGCUGACUGCAGCCGGCUGCGUGCGCUGUAGCCUGCUGUUAAGCUGGUUAGCUGGCACGGGCUGGUUGGUCGGUCGGUUUGGUGGUAGCCAUGGCUCGGAUCGCUGCGCUAGUGCUGCUACCGGUUCUUAUUGAAUCGGUAUUUUCAAUUUCCUUUUUUUUACCGGUGAACACAAGAAAGUGUUUACGAGAGGAAAUCCAUAAAGACGUCCUCGUCACUGGGGAGUAUGAGAUCAGCGAACAGGCGAACACCAAAACUCAUCUGAAGAUCACAGACUCUUCCAGCCACACUCUAUAUUCCAAGGAAGAUGCAACUAAAGGGAAGUUUGCAUUUACCACAGAGGACUAUGACAUGUUUGAGGUUUGCUUUGAAAGCAAAUCCCCCAUGGGAACUGGACGAGUGCCUGACCAGCUGGUCAAUCUGGACAUGAAGCACGGUGUUGAGGCCAAAAACUAUGAAGAGAUCGCAAAAGUGGAAAAACUGAAACCUCUUGAAGUUGAGCUGAGGCGACUGGAGGACCUGUCAGAGUCGAUCGUCAAUGACUUUGCUUAUAUGAAGAAGAGAGAAGAGGAGAUGCGGGACACCAAUGAGUCCACCAACACACGCGUGUUGUACUUCAGCAUAUUCUCCAUGUGCUGUCUGAUCGGGCUGGCUACAUGGCAGGUCUUCUACCUGCGGCGCUUCUUCAAGGCAAAGAAACUGAUCGAGUAGAGCGACGCCCGAAGGGACGCUGCCAGCCGGUCAGCCAACACAUCCCAGCAUCCACCCUCCUUGGACUAGCUUCAGCAGACAACAGCAAGCGGGGUCAAGGGGCUCAAAUCUAGUUUUCACGGUUGAACGAAAGUAUCGACAAAACCUUCACCUGCUUAUUUAGUGGUCUGAAACACGACAAGCUCUGCAGGGAGAAAUGCACUGUGAGGCGUGGAAGGCCUGUGAUGCGUUUCUUUCUGCACCGUUUAGUGUUGCAGCUUACUCAAUAAGAACUUUAUUCCGUCAAUCAGUUGAUCAGUGGCUUUUUGGUUUUGAGCUCAGUUUGAGUGAAUGUGGAUGUGCCAUGAGUGAAUGUUUUUGCCCUUCUGUUGAUAUACACAUGGUUUUUCAUGCCAAGCAGACUAGAUCCUUGGUGCCCUUUUAUCAAGUGAAGGCUCUUUGAAAAUGUGGUUUGUUCUUACUUUAAGACAAUUUGCAACCACUGAACUUCUGUGUUGUCACCUAAUUUGCAUACAUGUUCAGUAGCUAAAUUUAACCUCGUCUUUAGUUUGUUUGGUUUUUUCAUAAUGUAAUUGCCACUUAGUUGCUUCUACUGGUAUAAUUCUUGGGAGUUGAGUUGGCAAAAUAUUAUUCUCUUAAUUGUAAAUUAGGUCACUUAUUUUGAGCUCUCGCAUGUUCAGGUGUUGUUUUUGGAACGUCCAUCAAAAGUAUCCAGGAACAAAAAAGAAAACCUUGUUCGCACACCCAUAUGAUUUGUAUCACAAUCUUCAUUCAUAUAUAUUUAUGCAAGCUUCUCUUGUCGGAUUGCGGUGGAUGGAGGUUGUGACAAGAACCGAAAAGGCUUUUCAAUAUACGCCCUUCUCUUUACACUGGUAGACUUAUUCUAAUGAAUUCUUGUUUCAUAUAACAGUACUUGCAGAUCCAUCCAGUGUUGUUUGUUUUAUUUUUUUUUUGUCAUUUGAAAUGUUUGAGGCUUGGGUUACAUGAGUUUGGGUGGUUGCAGGUAUUCAUAUUGUUUUUCACAGGGGUUAAUUGGGGCUGUCCUGGGUACCUUUUUAACAAUGAACAUGCGCUUUGUGCGCAGUCAAUGAUUUUUAUGUUGACUGAUCGAAUUUUGUAAAUUUGUGUUGGGCUUUUAUUCAAUAAAAAUAUUGGAUGGAUAUACAUGUAUGUUUGUUUGUUUGUUUUU
Menidia menidia (Atlantic silverside) is the source of this 1947-nucleotide messenger RNA. Lineage: Eukaryota; Metazoa; Chordata; Actinopteri; Atheriniformes; Atherinopsidae. The record is from the annotation of a GenBank genome assembly.